This is a messenger RNA of Coregonus clupeaformis (lake whitefish), 1395 nucleotides long. RefSeq names its product pseudouridine-5'-phosphatase-like. The transcript is spliced from 4 exons. The record is from RefSeq and is a predicted model, not a curated record. The coding region runs from base 83 to 775 and encodes 230 amino acids. Gene Ontology annotation, molecular function: phosphatase activity. Lineage: Eukaryota; Metazoa; Chordata; Actinopteri; Salmoniformes; Salmonidae.
AUUGCUAAUGUUAGCUUGCUAGCUAGCUAGUUCUUCGAUUUCAAGAUUGGAUUUUGUCGUGGUGUUGGCAGCUUCUGUAAUUAUGUCUAGACAAUCGAGUUUUAAACCGGUGACCCAUGUUCUUUUCGACAUGGAUGGAUUAUUAUUAGAUACAGAGAGGCUGUAUACGGUGUCUUACCAGGAAGUAUGCGACCGGUUUGGAAAGAAAUACACCUGGGACGUGAAGUCUUCUGUGAUGGGGAAGAAAGCUAUGGAGGCUUCCACCAUUAUACGAGACUCCUUACAACUACCAAUGACACCAGAGGAACUUCUCAGUGAGACUACAAAAAUACAGGAGAGGAUAUUUCCUUCAGCUCAAUUGAUGCAAGGAGUGGAGAAGCUCGUCCACCAUCUCUGUAAACACAACGUGCCCAUCGCCGUAGCGACAAGCUCAGGAGGCCUGACUUUUGAGAUGAAGACCAGUCAGCACAAAGCCUUCUUUGACCUGUUCAGCCACAUCGUCCUGGGGGAUGACCCCGAUGUGAGAAACAGCAAACCUCAGCCUGACUCCUUCUUGGUGUGUGCCAGCAGGUUCACUCCUCCUGCGCCUCCAGCCACGUGCCUGGUGUUUGAGGAUGCUCCUAUGGGUGUUAAGGCCGGCCUGGCGGCUGGGAUGCAGGUGGUCAUGAUCCCUGAUGACAAACUGGACCGAGGCCUUACCCAGGAGGCCACACUGGUCCUGAGGACCAUGGAGGACUUCAAACCAGAGAUGUUCGGCCUGCCGGCCUAUGACUGAGCUCCAUCUCCGCUUCCUGCUCAGGACUGAGAACCUCUAAUCCACCCCUGCUUUUUACAGCCCAUUUUCACCAUUUAGCCUAACCAAAGCAAUGUAAUGAUGCUAAUCACAAUGAUCACAAUGCUGAUCAAAAUUAUGCAAUGACACUGAAUUUAAUUGUUACUUGGAACUGUGAUCAAGUUGUUGUUAGGCGAAUAUUAAUAUUUUUGCUUUGGCCAAAUAAUGAGAAUGGCUGAGAAUGAUUGUUGAAUUGUCAACAUAAUGAGAUGUAAUUUCUUUGGCUGAACCUUUUACACAGGUUGGUAUUGUAAGCAGCUCGCUGGCAGUCAGUUUGAAGGCUUUUAUUGUGAUAUUGUUUGCAUCCCAAAUGGCACCCUAUUCCCUACAUAGUGCACUACUUUUGUCCAGAGUCCAACACAGUCAUUCUAGGUAAAGAUGUAUCCGUCUCUGAGUCUUAAUGUCCUUAAACAGCUUUCUUAACCAACUGGAGUUUAAGCUGUUGGAUUCUCCCUAUUUUCCCCUCUUCAUACCGUUUACCACUCUUUGAGCGGGGCCUAUUGAAAUGCCAAAGACACUUUUCCCAGCAUGGACGUGUAAUCCAAUAAAGAGGGUGAGAGAAG